Molecule: messenger RNA, 921 nt
Organism: Drosophila gunungcola (fruit fly)
Lineage: Eukaryota; Metazoa; Arthropoda; Insecta; Diptera; Drosophilidae
Product: peritrophin-48
Exons: 3
Coding region: 1-921 (306 amino acids)
Cellular component (GO): extracellular region
Molecular function (GO): chitin binding
Source: RefSeq, a predicted model, not a curated record
AUGUACAAAGGAUUGGAUUGUCCAGAUGGCUACUAUUUCAGUGAGAAAAUUAAAACCUGCGUUUCUGUGAGCCCCACAAACUGUGAGAACCACCAAAUCGGAAAGUGUCCAAUAUCUGCAGCUGUGAAUGAGUAUUGCCUUUGUAAGGACAAGUACCUUCAGAUCUGGAAAUGUCCCGAAGGUUCCUACUUCGAUGGCAAUCAGUUGGCUUGUAAAAUUGGAACAGUGGAGUGCCAGGAGGAUGAGGAUUAUAAGCCAUUUAAAUGUCCAGAUACAACGUCAAAUCGGUUUGUUUUUCUGUUGGUUUUGCUGUCAUAUCAAUUGGGAAGUGCAAGUCUGCAGCAGUAUCGAUUGGAAGAUAGUGGAAAAUCCUGUCCAGAUGAUUACUACUUCAAUGAAACAAUCAAAACUUGCGUUUCUACAGACCUCACUAACUGUACCAAUUACGAAAUCGGCAAAUGUCCGAUAACUACAGCUGUGGAUGAGUAUUGCCUUUGCAAGAAUAACUAUCUACAGAUAAAGAAAUGUCCCGAAGGAACCUACUUCAAUGCCAAUAGCUUGAUUUGCAGAAUUGGAACUGUGGAGUGCCAGGAGGAAUAUGAACCAUUUGCAUGUCCCAAUUUAACUUCCACCGACGUCUUUUGCCUCUGCAUAGAUGGUAAAUUCCAUCAAAAUAGUUGCCCAAAUGGAUAUACCUUCAAUACCGAGCACAAACUUUGCUUGAAGUCUGGUUCUGGUGACCUACCCGAUUUGGAGCCGUCUUCUGAAAAGUGUCAGAGAUAUGGUUUAUUUGGGGACCCCACUGACUGUUCUGGAUAUUAUCAUUGCCGCGCUAGAGGCAGUGAUAUUCAGUAUUCCAGAUGCUUGGGAGGAACCAUCUUUAGUCUUACUUCUUUUGGGUGCGUUUCAGGAACUUGUUAA